Quercus lobata is the source of this 3262-nucleotide messenger RNA. RefSeq names its product protein FAM135B-like. Lineage: Eukaryota; Viridiplantae; Streptophyta; Magnoliopsida; Fagales; Fagaceae. Bases 375 to 2858 code for a protein of 827 amino acids. The transcript has 15 exons. Gene Ontology annotation, biological process: lipid metabolic process. The record is from RefSeq and is a predicted model, not a curated record.
CUGAGAGUUUCAUUAAUGGCUCCCACCACACCCACCUGAGAGUUGGUUGGAGCAUUUCAUUUCAGCCGUACAAGGUGGUCGCUUUCCCCCAACAAUUAUUACAAACUAAUAUCAAUAACUUAUCUCUUCUCAAAAAAAAAAAAUAUCAAUAACUUAUCCUUAAUUUCCUCGACCCUUUAGUUUAAACCCGCAUCACAGACAAUAACAACAAUUUGCAUUCUAAUAACAUUUAAGAAUCAGAAUUUUUAUUUUUCAUUUUUUGGGUUUGGUUUGUGUUGGAGAAAUAUUGGUGGGUUUUAGAGAAUUUUGAUAGAAAGAGAAGAUGGGAUGAGAGAUUUGAGGAUUUGGGUUCGGAAUUGGAAAUAGUAGUACAUAUGUUUCGGAAACUUAGGUGGUUGAUUGGUCUGAGUUGUAGAAAUUGGUCAGCUAAGAGGUUGCUGCCAACACCACCACCACCACCACCACAACAACAACAGCAGCAGCAGCAGCAACUGCCUACUCUUGAUGCUACUCAUGAAAUUGCCAUUUACAUCCAUAGGUUUCACAAUCUCGACCUUUACCAAAAAGGAUGGUAUAGGAUUAGGAUAACAGUUAGAUGGGAGGGCAAUGAGAACACUUAUCCGGGGACUCCGGCACGGGUUGUUCAAUAUGAAGUUGCAGCUCCUGAACUGAGUUCUGAUAAUUUCAAUGGAGGUUGGGGGAUUGAUGAUAUAGACAAUAGCUUUUCAACACGGCCUUUUCUGAUCAGAGAUGCAAGGCAGGAUGUUUUUCUAUCCGUCUUGAUCUCAUUCAACCUAGCCCUUGGUAAAAAUGAGGGUCCAUCCACGACUGCUGUUAUUUUGAAGUUUGAGCUAAUGUAUGCCCCCGUAUUGAACAUCAGGCCUGAGUUGCAGGCUUCUCUAGAACCAUGCUCUGUUGCUGUUCAUGAAUUCCUCAUUCCUCCUAAUGCUCUUCUGGGAAUGCAUUCUUAUUGUCCUGUUCAUUUUGAUGCUUCCCAUGCUGUCCUUGUUGAUAUAAGUGUACAUGUCAGUUUACUGAGGACUGGUUCUUACAUCCCCCCACUGAAGGUACCCAGUGCAACUUGGGCUGUUGAAGAUGAUAAUGGUCAAGAUUUUGAUGGGUCAAACAAGAAAAAUUUGGUGACUGAUCAGGCAUUAGGUCAAAAAGCAUCAGGAGAUUUAAAACAGAUCAUGCUUGUAAAAGCGUUGGUGGCUGCUCGUGAUAUUCUUUUUGAAGAUCUACAAAAGAUUAGCAAAGCUAUCGAACAAGAAAUUGAUUUGACUGAUCUUAUUUUCAAUCUUGAUAAUAAAAAUCUGUGUAGUUCUAUUAUGCAAGCAGAUCUGGAUAUGGAAUUUGGUGAAGUUUCACGGAAACUCUCUGGCAAGCCACAAAAUAGUAUUGAGAAAGCAGGCGGUAUUAUUAACUUUCAAAGUGAGAAAUUGCUCCAGUCCUUGCCUCAGGAUUAUCUGUUUAGCUUUUAUUAUAUGCUGGGAAAUCAAGUUUUGUUCUUAUGGAACGCUUUUUUGAAGUUCCACAGAGUUAACAAGACAAAGAUACUUGAAUUACUACGUGAUGCAUGGGCUAAUGAUCGGAGAGCAGAAUGGUCAAUAUGGAUGGUGUACUCUAAGGUUGAGAUGCCACAUGGCCCUAGUCAAUACAUGAGUCACAAGUCAUCGUCUUACCACAGUGUCAAUGGAAAAUCUUUGAGUUUGCGGAAGUCAACUGAUGCAGUAAAUCCUGCCAACGCUGCAGCUAUGCGUGCUGAGCUUCAUCGGCAAAGCAUUGCACGUAUGAGGAUCAACAAUCAAUCACUUCAAGACAUGCAUUUAUUUGGAGAUCCUUUGCAUACGCCUAUUGUAAUUGUUGAACAUAUCAUCAGUGCACCAUUGCGUACUACCAGUUUAAAUUCAUACUUCAACCAUUUGGACCAAAAAGAUACUCGUUCUGUGCUUAUUGGACCUAGCUUUAAGGCUUCGAGCAGGUCAUUUAGGGCUAGCCCUCAACAAGAUGGUCCUGUUUUGAAAAUUGUUGUCUUCGUGCAUGGGUUUCAGGGACAUCAUCUGGAUCUACGGCUUGUCAGGAAUCAAUGGCUUCAGAUAGAUCCCAAAAUAAAGUUUCUGAUGUCAGAGGCAAAUGAAGAUAAAACAUUUGGAGAAUUGGGAGAGAUGGGUUUAAGGCUGGCUCAGGAAGUGAUUUCUUUCCUGAAAAAGAAAAUUGAUAAAGCCUCAAGAUGUGGUAGUUUAAGAAGCAUCAAACUUAGCUUUGUUGGUCAUUCCAUUGGAAACCUCAUCAUAAGAACUGCAUUAGCUGAGAGCAUCAUGGAGCCAUAUCUAAGAUACUUGUAUACGUAUCUUUCUAUAUCUGGUCCACACUUGGGGUAUCUGUACAGUUCGAACUCUUUAUUUAACUCCGGGCUGUGGCUCUUGAAGAAGCUCAAGGGUGCACAAUGCAUCCAUCAACUUACUCUCACAGAUAAUCCAGAUCUCCACGACACUUUCUUAUACAAACUCUGCAAGAAGAGGACACUGCAGAACUUCAGAAAUGUAAUUCUGUUAUCUUCACCACAGGAUGGAUAUGUUCCAUAUCAUUCAGCCAGAAUUGAAAUGUGCCCAGCAGCUUCUUUGAAUUACUCGAAAAAAAGUAGCAUCUUCAUGGAGAUGCUGAAUAAUUGCUUGGACCAGAUACGGAGUCCUUCAUCUGAGCAUCGAGUGUUCAUGCGCUGUGAUGUCAACUUUGAUACCUCUUUGCAUGGCAGGAACUUGAACUCCUUUAUUGGACGUGCUGCUCAUAUUGAGUUCCUAGAGUCUGACAUUUUUGCAAGGCUCAUAAUGUGGUCUUUCGCUGAUCUAUUUCAUUGAUUGUGAUAGAACCUGCAUUAAGUGGCUUAUUUGUUAUUCCACUUUCUUCUGUCAUUCGUCGCACAUUCUCUCUUGUUUUGGAGUGAUUGGCCUGAGAUUUCCAAUGAUAGGUGAUUCAGCCAAAAUGACUCCUGCAGUAUCUCAAAAAUUGUUGCAUAUCCUCUAGGGGCUGAGUUCAUCUUCAAUAGUCACUUGACAUGGGAGCCUAAAGUAGUUGAGUUUGGCAAUGGGCAUCAGGUUUGAGGUCCGACAUGCUUUGCAAUGGGCAUCAAGUUUGAGGUCCGAGUUCAAGGACUUUCAGGGUAGACAGGUUAUUGAAGUGAACUUAAGAAGUUAAGAGGACUUAUAUUUCAUGAAUGUACAGAAAAACCAAAAUAAAUGUCAGCAUUUCUGUGUUGUGCCUA